UGAAGCUUUCCAUUCAAGUUUUGGCCUCCGUUGGGUUCACUAGGUAGAAAGAGCGGUCCCUACGAAUGUGCUAGUCGUCCAUGCCACUCGGAUUAAAUACAUUCUCACUUCGUCGAUGGUUUUUGGUGUCGCUCUACGUUUAGGAACGUGAACAUUGCUAGCAGACGACAGGUCUGCAUCUGUCUUCUGGAUUUGCAGAGUGAAAGUCAACAGUUCUUGUGUGUAGAUACUUCUGAGUAAAUUAUGGAUACAAGGUGGCUCCGCUGUGCAGUGCUUUUACUAGGACUUAUCUGCAGUUGCCAAUGCCAAGAAGAAGGUACCACAGCACCAAGUUUGCGAGCCAAUGGCGAGGUUACAACAACAUUAGGACUUGAAGCAUCAACAGUACCAGACGAGCCAACAUCUUCCUUACCCCACGAAACGACGAGACUGGUAACGAACCUUGACGAAAGCCUAACCUCAACAGCAGCGUCCGAGCAAGACGUCAGUGUUGAUAAAAACCCUGACACUACGCUCGCACCUUCUGACAGCCCUGUUGUCGAUACAACCACGAGUUCCUCUGACACAACCACUUCAGCUUUGGGGACAUCCUCAACUGUCGGAGUGGCUACCACAGCCGCACCAGAAGAUACCACACACUUCACAACACCCGGCUCAGCAGGCGGCAUUGAUACCUCAACUACUUCAAAUGAACCUUCUUUCGUAACGGGUGCUGUUCAAGAGCAGACCAGCGCAGAUGUUUCGCAUGAACCCACAGUAACUACGGAUGACGGGCUCUACUCGACAUCUGUACCGAAUUUGCCUCCAAAUGCGCUACCAGAGCUUCAGACUACGGUAUCACCUGACAUUUCCCAGCAGCCAACAACGCCCCAAGAGACAACUUCUUCUCUUUACGUGACUAGCUCUGAGAACGUUGCCAGCGACACAAGAGGAGCUGAUCCGGUUGAAACGUCAUCUGCUGGGUCUGUCACUAUUGAACCCGCAAAGAAGGAUGACGAGAGUGUUACAACGUCGGUUGCUGAGAAGACCACGGAAGCACCGCAAGACGUGUCAAGAGUUGUGGCUGCGACCACAACCGAAGUACAAUCCUCUCCCGAGGCAACAACAGCACCCAGCAUUGCGGAGGAGGGUGAUCCACCAACUGAAGGCAGAACCACGACCGUUGGAGCAGAGGUUGGCACUGCCACCGCGAACCCGACCACCGCCUCACCUACUGGGGGCAGCGAAGGUAACCCGACCGUCACAACGAAUGUCGCAGAAAACAUACAAUCUUCUACGGAAACCAGUGCGGCUUUCCCCACAACAGAUGUCGCACAGACGGCAGAUGAGACUGAUGUACUCCACUUAACCACACCAAGUAGCAAAAAUGAUACUACAACGACUCAGUCGUCAGAAGAAGGCAGGGAAGGUCGUGGAGAUGUAGCAGCUACUCCUGUGUCAGAUCGCGAAGUUUCAACGCCUGCUGAAGACGCUGUGACUGAAAAUAGCGAGGGCACGACUGUUAAUCCUUCGGCAGAAGAGACCACGCUCCCCACCACUACCUCUUCAGCGACAACAGCUCAACAGAUCUCCGUUGUUCCCAAUACUACCGUUAUCACUAGUCACGCUGAAGGCACUGUUCAACCAACUGAGGCAGAGACUGUUACGACUACAGAGAGCGUGCAGCACACAACUGCCAGCCAAGUCGAAAACGAACAGUCAUCUACCGAUGUCUCUGCGACGACGACGCUAAGCUCUAGUAGCACUGUGUCGAUCGGCGUGGAACUUCUACCUGGUGACACAGUACCCACGACAACGGAGGGUACGCCGGAAGUCACGACACCAGUGUCUUCUGAGAACACCAUAGCGAGCGAACUAGUGAAGCCAACUAGCAUACACCCGCUACCAACAACCGUAGAAAAAGUCACUGAGUAUACCACUGAUGCCGAAGGCCAUACUGUGGCUGAAGGCAGCGUUACAACGCUUCCUUCAGUACCAGUUGAUUUCACUGUCCCUGACGUAACGACCACAAAUGAGAUCGACGCCAGCACGACUACUGGUACAACACAAGCAGUUCAGUCAGAACCCAUAGGAACGACAACUACCGUUCCUGUCGACAGUGCCCCCAACGAUCCUGAGGUCACUACGGGCGAAGGCGUCACAUCUACAACAGUGGAUAUGACAACACCCGCUUUGGUCUUAGGUACUGAGGCAGCCGUAGCUGCGACUCCUUCAACGGAAAGUUCUGAGCUGACAACAGCGUCUGCGACUGUGGAAGACGGUACUUCCACACCUCCUAGUGAGACAACCAUUUCAGAUCUUACAACUUCAGGAGGGACGACAGUCGUCAUGGGAGGACCUUCUGGCGAUACAACAACGACGAAUGUCAUCACUGAACCUAGUUUACAGAGCACUACAGUCUAUGCCAGUCCAGAUGAAACAACUUGGGUCCCAACAGGUCCUGUGGAUCAGACAACUACUGAAGGUGGCGUUACUCCUGUCAUCGCUCAGGAGACUACCACGCCACGGGAUGAAGUAAUACUUCCUAUUGCGACAACGGAAACUACAGCUGACGAAAACGACACGUCCAUCAACGUGAUCGUUGGCAGUAGAAAUCCGAAACAUUUCUCAGUUGGAGAGACAACAGUCCCCGUAUCUCCAGACACGGCUGAGUCGACCACGACCGUGCAUGCGCUAUCCACGCCUGUGGCACCCCAGGACGUCACGGAGACGACGAAUUCACAUCCAACUACUCACUUACGCUCCUGGUUCCUGAAUUACACAUCGAGUGUUAAUGACGAAGAGACGACUGCGCCAACCGCUGAGGACAUAGCGACGCAAGAGGAUAACGAAGUGCCCGACUUGCUCAGCACUCUGUUCCCGGAGCUGUACGGUAUCAGCUCAGCAGCUGCGACAAUCCUUGCUGCGCAUGAUACAGAAGAGACUACCACAACAGAUGAGCCAAGUUCCACGGAGCCAGCCGCAUCUACUGAUCAGCCCACAGCCGAUUCAUGCGAUUACCGGGAAGACCUGACUGUGUCGUGCCUUCUACCAGAAGAACUCAACAACACCGUAACGGUAGAAUUUUCUACGUGGAACCACACUCAAGCAGAGGCCUUCCGGACAGUAGUCACAGAGCGCCUAUCGGAAUACUGCAUGAGAGUUGGAAUUCCGCUGGUAGAGCCCAGAGUUGUCUUCAUCAAGAGCGACCACGGGAUGGACAUGCUCUCUUUCUUCGUUGUGAACCAAACGCGAGGGUCCGUUGUUCCAAGUCGAAUCUUGCUGCCAUUCCUUAAUGAAACCAGGCCUACGUUGGAGGAUGCGGUUAAGCUGAGCAUAAGCAACGCCUUCUACGGCUUGCCGUUGGUGAAGGAGCACGACGAAGCCUUGGCGAGGGCUGGGAUAGCGCUGAACCUUAUCUACAUCAUCAUAGCCGCGUGCUGUACAGCGCUCGUCAUCCUCAUUGUGUGCAUCUUGACGCUUGUCAAGUGUCGUAGUACAUCGCACAAGUACUCGCCAGACUCUGAGAAGUUGAGCAAAGACAUGGCCCUCAGAGCCGAGAUUGGUGACUUGCGUCCGAGCAGUGAAAUCUUGAAAGAGGAAGCUCAAAUGAAGGACACGGCAGCCGCUAUCAACGGGAAUGGAACACACCUUACGAAAGAGAACGACGGAUGGGUUGUGCCUUUUGGUCAGGUGCCUGUGGAAACGAAGAACGGUCCAGACAACCAGGACACAAAGUUGUAGCCAAUUCCCCUUUAAUAUUUCUUUCUACCAGGGACCAAAAUGCGAUAGGAAUACUGACUCGCCUUGUCGUCGGACUCAUUGUGAAUGCAUGUCGCGUAUGUGUCUACAACGUGCACCACAAUUGUGUUGGUGAAAACAAGCUGCAUCGUAGCCAUCACAGUUGAUCUGUAUGUGUUUGGUGAGUUCAGCAUCUGUUGUUGCUGCACCAUAGAUAUUCCUUGGUAAAACUUGUUGUGAUUAGUUGAGUCAUACUCUAACAAAGCCUCUUAAAAGAAAACGUCCCAUGCCAACGAGGACAGUUCCACACAUAAUGUAGAGGAAUACAUCUGAUUGUAUUCCUCUGUUCAGCAUAGUUACAUAUAUUUCGCUCACAUUGAGUUUUCAGCGUCUUCAACGUGCACUCGACUCGUGCUGUACAGAUCAAUAACGCGAGAUGCACAUUGAAGUACCGUUUGUACUGGUACCGCGGACAUUAAGUUAGCGUUUUAUUCGCAUGCUGACACAGUAUCAGUGCAGUACCUCGCAGAUACCUGUCAGGCAGAAAAAAACGUUUAGGUUCGAAGAAUUCCUACAUGCGCUUAAAUGUCAGAAGUUAUGAAGUAAGGUAAUGACAGGACCAAACAAAAUGGGAAUUUGUAAAUUCAUUUUGUAUGUGCUACAUAGCAUGUAGUCUGCAAAACAUCCUUCUUUAUGUAACAUCCGAUCGUAUGCCCCCGAUAUGUUUAUGCACCUUGAUGGCCUUCUACCCAAUGACUCUGAGGCAAGAAAUGUUGGUUAAGAACCGGACUCAGUAGCUCCUCAAAUCGCAAGAGGUAACGUCCAAAGAUCUGGACUUCGUUGACGAUAGCAUAUAUUGUAAUGCAAUUGAGGCUUCCACUUGACAGCAACGCCAUGGAACCUUGAAUUUAAAAAAACACAUAUUAGCAUAUGUGAACCAUACAUUUGGCAGCUCUCAUGUGGAUUACAGUUGGCAAAAAAAAACAAAAAAAAAAAAACAAGCACCAUGCAUCCGUCCUGGCUAUAUGUACCUUGAACAAUAAGGGUUAUGAUGGCAUAUAUUUUCUAGCCUUCGAGACAAUAAUCCAGGUUACUGAUGACAACUACACAUUGAUUUAUACACCACGUGGGCUUCCUCAGCGUGCUUUCGUUCACUAUGCCCGCGCCAUUUGUCGAACGCUAACUUAUUUGUAACGUUCUUCAAAGUAUGUCCACUUUGGCCUUAUUCAUUAUGGCAACGAGCGCUGCAAUAAUAAGAAGGAACUACGAAGGGAUUCUAACCUGUAACCUCAUAGUGGCCUACUAUAGUGACCUGGGAGCUAACGAAACGAUGUAGCUUUAAUCGUUCAGAACAAUCUUUCCUUGGAAGUCGAUGUCCCUUUGUCUUGCUAGUGUAGUGAAGAGCGUAUGGUCUCAUGGCACGACAUGUGUCAAACCGCCUUUGAUUUUUCGGAUGCUCACAAUCAUGUAUUAAUACGAUCUGCUAUUGGAGCGAGCAACAGGGUGUAACAAAUGCGAGCAGCAUGUGCUGUGACCAGUGUACGAUACAGGUUCUUCGUAGAGAUGACGGCUAUGCAAUAGAGACUACAUCACUGGCAAUGAAGUAAACACUACCAGCCAGUGAUUUUCCCUUGUACAUAAAGUUUAUUUUGGAAGAUAACGUAGUAUUUUUGGAAGAGUGCUUUGGACGCUGUACAUUGUGAUGAAUGUUAUCUAAGUUAUAAAUAAAGCGCCAUACAACGAA
Ornithodoros turicata is the source of this 5464-nucleotide messenger RNA. RefSeq names its product mucin-2-like. Bases 244 to 3723 code for a protein of 1159 amino acids. The transcript has 10 exons. NCBI's taxonomy places the organism in Eukaryota, Metazoa, Arthropoda, Arachnida, Ixodida, Argasidae. The record is from RefSeq and is a predicted model, not a curated record.